CUUUUUCCCCUACCGCAAUGCAGCUAUGUGUCGUUUCCGCUUUAUUUUUUUAUAGCCGACCGCUGCAGCGGAGAGAUAUAAUGUUCUCGCUCUAACAAAGUCUUCGGAUAGUUCUGUCUUUGUCUGGCGACAGCGGGGUGAAGAGGCUGAGGUACGUCGAGCAUUGGUGGGGUCCCGUCUCUCAUAGUUGUCUCGGCCGCCGCCACGGAUGCACGUGUUUCAACUAUUCCUUCGCGUACCUGUGUCACAGAGUAGUUGUACUUCCAGUGUUUCGUGACUGUACUGUGUGGAGUUUACAAGUGAUCGUAAAGUUAUCUCCAAAUGGUGGUGCUUGAAGACGGUGGAAUGAUGACUACCAAUCCAAACCAGUAUUUGCAGCCUGAUUAUUUAUCUCCACUUCAGUCUUCGAUGGAUUCCAAGAAAAGCCCACUUGCGCUUCUCGCGCAAACUUGCAGCCAGAUCGGCGCGGAUACGCUGCCGACGAAGCCUCUGCUUCCGUCGCUAGAUAAGAAGAAACCAGUGAACAGUGCUAACAGUGAACCAGUUAAUCGUUCAUCACCAACUAAUGCAACCAAAACGGAAAAACCGCGCUCUACCCCAGAUAAUAAACACUUAGCUUUCAAGCCUUAUGAAGCCAACGUUGUGUCAAAAAAGCCUGAAGAGACCCGUCCAUCAUCAAAAGCCAGUUCAGACAGUUCGGAAGAUAAAAAAUCAGGAAAAAGUACACCUGGACGAAAAUCGACCCCUCCAACCACUGAAAAUGGAAAGAGUAGUCCGUCUAACGAGCGAAAGUCUUCACCGGCUGGGUCAUCCGGAACUAGUCCAAUUAUUCGUUCCGGUUUGGAAGUAUUGGGACACGGGAAAGACCACUUGGGUGCAUUUAAAAAUUUACCUGGCUUACCUGGUUUCAAUCCAUUGGCCGGCUUGUGCUGCCCACCUGGAAUGGAGCAACAUGCUAACCCAGCCUUCAGACCGCCUUAUGCUGGAGCUCCAUUCAGUGCUCAUCAUGCAGCCAUGCUAGCAGCUGCUGCAGGUUUCCCAGGAUCUUCGCCAAAUCCAUACCUCGGCUACGCGAGAGUCAAAACGCCUGCCGGCGGUGAAACACUAAUACCUGUAUGCAAGGACCCUUAUUGUACUGGAUGUCAAUUUUCUGUCAAUAACCACCAUUUACUAAUGAGCAAUGGAUCAUGCCCGGCGGGAUGUACUCAAUGUGAACAUCAAAAAUACAAUCUGGCGAUGGCAAUGGCGCUGUCCCAGCAAGGCGCCACCGCCGGAGGUCUCCCAUACCCCCCACUAAGCCGCCCUUAUGUUUGCAAUUGGAUUGUUGGAGAAUCAUACUGCGGAAAGAGAUUUGGAAAUUCUGAGGAACUCUUGCAACAUUUGAGAAGUCACACAACUGAUGGUACAACACCAUCUACUGCUACUUCAACACAAGCAUCGUUGCUCAACCCACUCAAUCCUCUAUUUACCACUGCCGGUCUCCGAAGUGCGUAUCCGACGGCGCCUCUUAGUCCACUCUCAGCCAGUCGGUACCAUCCUUAUUCAAAGACUGGUCUCCCUGCUGGUCUCGGUGCCUCUCCUUAUGGUGCGUUCAAUCCCGCGUUAGGUCCUUUCUAUUCACCUUAUGCGAUGUACGGGCAAAGACUCGGUGCCGCCGCUGUUCACCAAUAAAUAAAUAAAUUAGAGUGUAGUGCAAAUCUGGACUGAUUGGACUGAUGUAUUUAAUGUUGUAUUGUCCAAUUUUCUUCUGUGAUAUUGAUAGACUCUAAUGAAACGUUCUGCGGUGUGUAUCGCUAUGACAAAUUUAGUGAAUAGUGCAAUUUUAAAUAGUUAUUUAUGUAAGUUAACUUGCCGACGGAGUUGCUUCUAAGCGAGUGAUGUCUGAGCAUUGUGAGGACUCUGUACAGCCAAAUGUUUGAUGUAAAUAAUAAUCUCUAUGUUUAAUAUUAAAUGAAAUAUUUCAAAUAUAAUGUCUACAUACCAAUGUAACAGAUUUUUUA
Messenger RNA from Hyposmocoma kahamanoa, 2000 nucleotides. It is a transcript of the gene noc, whose product is annotated as zinc finger protein Noc. Gene Ontology annotation, cellular component: nucleus. The record is from RefSeq and is a predicted model, not a curated record. Gene Ontology annotation, biological process: negative regulation of DNA-templated transcription. The transcript is spliced from 2 exons. Lineage: Eukaryota; Metazoa; Arthropoda; Insecta; Lepidoptera; Cosmopterigidae. The coding region runs from base 322 to 1671 and encodes 449 amino acids.